Molecule: messenger RNA, 216 nt
Organism: Suillus paluster
Lineage: Eukaryota; Fungi; Basidiomycota; Agaricomycetes; Boletales; Suillaceae
Exons: 1
Biological process (GO): DNA integration; DNA recombination
Molecular function (GO): DNA binding
Source: RefSeq, a predicted model, not a curated record
CUGUUCGCAUACCUCACAGCCUCUGGAUGGGCCCCUAUGACUAGGACAGCCUUCCUCGCGCACUGCAACAAAAUUUGGGUUUCGCAAGGUUUCCCUAACUUGCUGGGACACAUGUUUUGCAUCGGGGGUGCCACGGAGUUACUGCUUCAAGGUGUUCAUCCAGAUAUUGUCUCAACCCAAGGGAGGUGGUUGUCAGAUGCAUUUCUAGAAUAUUGG